Molecule: messenger RNA, 3204 nt
Organism: Esox lucius (northern pike)
Lineage: Eukaryota; Metazoa; Chordata; Actinopteri; Esociformes; Esocidae
Product: cell cycle control protein 50A
Exons: 7
Coding region: 464-1561 (365 amino acids)
Biological process (GO): phospholipid translocation
Cellular component (GO): plasma membrane; Golgi apparatus; endoplasmic reticulum
Source: RefSeq, a predicted model, not a curated record
AAAUGGUGAAAACUGCCUGACUUGUGCUACGUUUUAAUCACUCGGGACCUGGCCGGUUCCGACCUACGGAUUUUUUUUUAAUUUAAAAAGACGUAGUUAAAAAGGGAGAACGUUUAUUCUAAACACAAUUUCUAAAUUGAACUUCUGAGGUUUUUUCCCCCCAAGGUGUUUCGCAUGUGAAGAUAUUUCCGGGUGUUGUGUUGGUUUGAACGCGACAUUGUCUGUGUUCUACUGCAGACUGUAACGUCCUGGGUCAUGGUUUGUAACGUCGUUGGGUCAUGGUUUCUUUCAUUAAAAAAAAAAAGAGUUCAAGCAAUAUGAAUAAAUAAUAGAAAACUAGCAGAUAUAACUCGUAUUUUGUAUUGUCAGAGAGGUUUCUCAGCCUUGUCUGAACUACGAGCUUCAGGAAAACUAAUUUUAGUAGCUGCAGUGCUUGUGUUAUUGCUUUAGCUAGCAGAUAGUCAUGAUGGCGUCCAGCUACAACGCGAAGGAGGAAGACGGUCAUGUCGCCGUACCUGUCGGUGGGACCAUCAAAAAUAAAAAACCCGACAACACAGCGUUUAAACAGCAAAGGUUGCCUGCAUGGCAACCCAUCCUGACUGCGGGCACAGUUCUUCCAGCAUUCUUCGUUAUCGGACUUAUCUUCAUCCCUAUUGGUAUCGGCCUAUACGUCACGUCCAACAACAUCAGGGAGUUCGAGAUUGACUACACAGGGACUGACAUUGACGACCCGUGCUUCAACUGCUCUCAGAGCUUUAGUUGGAACAACACCAGACCAUGCACCUGCGCACUUGACUUUUCUUUAGACCAUCCUUUUGAGAGCAACGUCUUCAUGUAUUACGGCCUGUCAAAUUUCUACCAAAAUCACCGGCGCUAUGUCAAAUCAAGGGAUGACAGCCAACUGAAUGGAGACAUCAACUCACUAAAGAACCCUAGCAAGGAGUGUGAGCCUUAUGCUCGCAAUGAAAAAGCCCCCAUUGCUCCUUGUGGCGCCAUCGCAAACAGCAUGUUCAAUGACACUUUGGACUUGUAUUACGUUCACCCUAACGGCACGAGGAUCCAAAUUCCUCUGUCCAAGAAGGAUAUCGCUUGGUGGACGGACAAGCAUGUGAAGUUCAGGAACCCAGGGAACAACCCCAACCUCACAGCUGCUUUCCAAGGCACAAGCAAGCCGAUCAACUGGCGCAGGCCUGUCUACGAACUCGACACGGACGAGGAGAAUAACGGCUUCAUCAAUGAGGACUUCAUUGUGUGGAUGCGCACAGCGGCCCUGCCCACCUUCCGUAAGCUGUAUCGUAUUAUCCAGAAGAAGAACAACAUGACGCCGACUCUUCCUCGAGGCAACUACACACUGGAAGUCAGCUACAACUACCCUGUUCGUAGCUUUGAGGGCCGGAAGCGCGUGAUACUCAGUACCAUCUCCUGGAUGGGGGGAAAGAACCCCUUCCUGGGCAUUGCUUACAUCACCGUGGGCUCUGUGUGCUUCUUCCUUGGAGUGGUCCUCCUCAUCAUCCACCACAAAUAUGGAAGCCGCAACAACAGUGCCGACAUCCCUAACUAAAUGUAUGCUCUGAGUUUGUUGCAUGCUGGCUCACAGAGGCAUGAGGAUAACCAAUGGUUCACUACAAGCGCCGAGGUGUAUUCAUGUCACCAAACUGAAAGCUCUUCUUUGUGAAACAUUUCAUUCAGACGCAAAAACGUGUAGGCGCCAAACUGAAUUUUGCCCAGUAUGAAAUAUGCUCGAUGACAAGGCCCCUUCCUGUUCGGUUUGUCUCUGUUCAAGAAAGGUUUAGCGACUGAAGAUCUUUUUUUUUGGACUAAAUGAAUAUGGCCCUGGUGAUUUUAUGUGUCUGGCUUGUGUACUGUGUGUAAGUGUCCUGCUUAUCAAAAGUACUGUGCAAGUACUGGAAGUGCAGAAAUACCAGGGGACAGCUCCAAUUAUAUUGACAGUCUCUUGUUUUUCAUGGUCAGAUAGCUGUGAAGUUACAGAGCUGGGUUUGCCGUCAAGUCGAAUUGGCAGAUAGAGUUUAAAUUCUAAUGCCAAUAGUACAGUUUAAAUGCUGACAAAAUGAUUGUCAUAGCUGUUCAUCUUUAAAUCAAUAUAAUAUUUAAAAGAAUAUUUAAGAAAGAUCAAAGAGUUAGCAGUAGGUCCAUAUUCUUUUGCAGUUCAGUAAUUUGAGGCACAUAUUUCUGGUCUGUUUACACUGCAGUGAGACUCGUUAGAUUGCACCAGGAUGUGCUCUCAUUUUCAGGUCAAGUGUUAUGGAUUGCUUGCAGUGUUUUCUAUCAUACUUUCUUUCUCAGUAGUAAUGCUGUUCAGCUGCCUAAGCUUGGCUCCAGGAAAGAGUCGGUUUUGUGGUUUUCAGGGACCAAAGAUUCAUAUAGCUACAUUUUGAAACUGGUAAGGUGAUUCACCAGCCUUUGUAAGACACAAUCCAUAUGUUUUUUUUAACCGACCUACAUUUACUAGUGCUAUAAGGUUUCUCAUUUUGCCCAAAGAUGCAUCUUGCAAAUGAGUCGUUCCCAAACGUUUCUUUUUUACAUUGUCACCAACUGGGCUUUGCUUUUCCCGGAAUACUUCUGAAAUGUCCCCCAAAAUUACAUUUUAAUAAUAAGGGAAUGGUGUUAUGUGUUCUCUCAAGUACCCCCAGUGGAUAGGCCAAGUACCCCCAGGGGGUCGUUGAAACCGGGAACGACUGUUCAAAAUGUCUGUGUCCGAUUACAGGUAUUUUUUAUUUGUAUUUGGAAAAGGCUCCGUUAUUAAAAGUUUUCUCCAUUUAAUAUAACUGUUUUAAUAACGUCAGGUAUUUUGUAAAUCAAUAAAAAACUGGACAAGGAUGUUUUGAAUUAAUCCAUUUGGACGAAUAAAGAAUACAAAUAAAACCGCCCGAUGCGGGUUUUCAAAAACAAAAUCUAUGAUUGUGUCUUUCAAACUAGCCAUCCUCAAUGUACUGUAGCCUGGGUGCCAGUCUGUUUUGGCUUUCUUGCCAAUUCCUUUACGUGUUUGUCAUUCAUAACAUGAUUGUCAACACAAUGUAGGUAGGAGUACAAACACACGAGACCAACCUAGUAUUCAUGUCUGUCUAAUCUGGAUAUAAAAAAAUCCAUAUUUGCUUUACUAUGGUUGUUGCACAUUAAACGUACCUAUUAUCUGCUGAUUCUACGUCUGUGGCUUGACAAAUAAAAUACCUUUUUGACAAAACA